This is a messenger RNA of Henningerozyma blattae CBS 6284, 1992 nucleotides long. RefSeq lists its product as uncharacterized. The record is from RefSeq and is a predicted model, not a curated record. The transcript has a single exon. Gene Ontology annotation, molecular function: nucleic acid binding. NCBI's taxonomy places the organism in Eukaryota, Fungi, Ascomycota, Saccharomycetes, Saccharomycetales, Saccharomycetaceae. Bases 1 to 1992 code for a protein of 663 amino acids.
AUGGAUAAUUUACCGAAGAGCAUCCAACUUCAGUUUUUACAAAUACUACAUGCUUUGCUAGCUACUAAAACAACCGCUGACUUAGAUCUUGUCGAAGAUUUUGUGAUGGAAUAUCUUUUUGAAUCAGAUUGUGAAUUACCAUCCGAUAUUUCUCUGGAAGAAUUUACAAAUAAUUUGGAUCAGCUACUGUCGGGUAUUGUAGAUGAUAUCCCAAAUUUAGCUGUGAUACUCUACCCAAUACUUUCCCUACUGAAACAAUAUCCUUCCGAUCUAUAUGAUAAAGAAGAGCAAUUUUCUGUCAAUACUGAUAUAUCCAAAAAAGCGAAAAAUAAGGCAGAAUCCAAAGUAUAUGAAAUAAAUAGAGACACUAUUAUAAAUUUAACAAAUCCAACAAUACUAAACUUUGCAAUAUUUGUACGAAACAUACCACAGCGCUAUAUAAAUGAGUUAACUAUUAAGCAACAAUUUGAGUGUUUUGGUGAUAUUCGACAAAUAAUCAUUUAUAAUGAAUAUGUAACUAUCUAUUAUAAUCACAAACAAUCCAGAGAUAGAUGUUUGAAAUCGGUAGUUCCAUUUUUUAAUAACAGAUUUGUAACAGUUGAUUUAUUUAUUGAGGUGAUUCAAAAUUCAAAUGUUAUCUCAAAAGAGGAGCUUAUAGAAGAACUGCAAAAUAUUGGCUCAAAAGUGGUUAAUGAAGCAGAACCAGAACAUACAUUUGAAAGACAAACUCCUGCUAUUGAGAGAUUUGCGAGUAAUCCCAUGGAACAAAUUAUCACUAAUAAAUAUGAUAUGGAUAACAAGGAUAAAUUGUCUAUUGUAUCUGAUGAUAAUUCAAAGGAACUUGCAUCAUCUAAUGCUAUAGAAACAAACGACAAUAUUAAUAAACCAACUCUACAAGCAUAUCAUAAUGGAGCUAAGAGUAGUGGCUCAUUGCUACUUAAUAACACUCCUCUAAAUUAUGCAAGUAUGAAAUCAAGCAUUAUGACUAAAAAGUCUGUGGACAAUAUAAAUUCCCCUGCAGAUACUGAGAACUGCAAAAUAUCUAAUAAUAUUCACGAAGGAGAUAUUAAUCAGAAACUGAGUAAUAAACUUUCGAAUAAUAUUGUGACAAUUGACAAUGCUAGUAAUACUCAAAAGAUAUAUACACCAUCUGAACAUGAUAAGGAAGAACAUUUAGAAAUAGCACCAAAAAAAGUUGAAACUUUUGGGACAAUCCCAUGCCAUCAAGAAGAAAUUCCUUCUCGAUCACUAAAUAAAUCUCCACCUACUCAAAAUUUCGUAAAAACCGACACGCCACCAAUGACAAAAAUAGCUCCAUUAUAUAUCCAGCAAAAUAUUAAAAAUCUAACUAGAAUACCUUCAAAUAGCAUAAAGGACGACACUCAAAAUUUAAUAGCUCCAGUAAAUAAUAUUAUAGUGAAGUCAUCUUCUGAAACAGAUUUAAAAAGUAGUGGCCCUAUUACUUCAUGUAAGCAUGAAACUGAUAAUGCAUCUACUAAUGACAUUGUGCCGCUGCAUGUACAAGCAUCAACGAAUCCACCAUCUAUAGUAGAUGCAGAGACUCAGACAGCAACAACUUCCGAUAAUGGGACACGAACUUCCUUAUUUAAACGAACUAAACCGUUUGAAUACAAGCAAGUACCAUUUCUUAGUCCAAAUGAACUGGCUGAUAUUAGAAUUCGUGCCUAUAAUAUGAGUGUCCAAACUACUACAAAAGUCAAUAAAUUAAACAAAAUCAAAGCUUCUCUGCGGCAAAUGAAGAGCCAGGUUUUAAAUAUGUCAGGACAAGAGUUCAAUGAUAAACAAUUAAUGAAUAAUAUCAAAAGUACUAUUAUUGGCUACGAAAGAGAACUAACGUCAAAUCCUCUAGCACCGCAUAUUAUAAGACAUGAGCUCAGAUCUAUAAGAGGAAUGACAGAAGGACGGAUUAAAAUUCCAGAAUAUUAUAAUCACUAUAAUGGCACUCAAUUUAAACCGUGGAGCCACAAAUAA